AUGAACAGCAGCAGCAAUUUUAAUGUUGUCAUCAUGUGGCAAAGCAGUAAAAUAUCUGCAAUGUAUUUCAUGGACAAAGACUCCAAACUAUCUAAUUUAUUUCAACAGGCAAGCAGUCCUACAACAGGAACAGCACCCAGGAGUCAGUCACGGUUGUCUGUCUGCCCUUCCACUCAGGACAUUUGUAGGAUCUGUCACUGUGAGGGAGAUGAUGAAAGUCCCCUCAUCACGCCGUGUCGCUGCACAGGGACCCUGCGCUUCGUUCAUCAGGCCUGCCUGCACCAGUGGAUUAAGAGCUCAGACACGCGCUGUUGUGAACUCUGCAAGUACGACUUCAUAAUGGAGACCAAGCUCAAACCUCUUCGGAAG
Messenger RNA from Eurypyga helias (sunbittern), 369 nucleotides. Its product is annotated as E3 ubiquitin-protein ligase MARCH1-like. The annotation marks the transcript as partial. The transcript is spliced from 2 exons. NCBI's taxonomy places the organism in Eukaryota, Metazoa, Chordata, Aves, Eurypygiformes, Eurypygidae. Gene Ontology annotation, biological process: immune response; antigen processing and presentation of peptide antigen via MHC class II; protein polyubiquitination. The record is from RefSeq and is a predicted model, not a curated record. Gene Ontology annotation, molecular function: ubiquitin protein ligase activity; MHC protein binding; zinc ion binding. Gene Ontology annotation, cellular component: cytoplasm; lysosome; late endosome membrane.